Messenger RNA from Symbiodinium sp. CCMP2456, 1509 nucleotides. NCBI's taxonomy places the organism in Eukaryota, Dinophyceae, Suessiales, Symbiodiniaceae. The record is from the annotation of a GenBank genome assembly.
AUGUACAUGGACCCCGCGCGCUUGCGGGUCGUGUCCUCCAAGGAGAGCGGGGAAAGUGGGGAAGCGCUGCGAGGGCAGUGGUUGUCCUUGUUCCGCGCAUCAGCCCCUUAUGUGGCAAUGUUUCAGCAAAGCAUCAUGGUUUUUCACAUCCCUGGGCACCUGCUGCAAAACGCAGCUGAGCUGGAGGGCCUCAUGAGCGAUAUUGCACUUUGUGCCUUGCUGGGCGUGCGGCCCGUGCUGGUGCCGUCACUCACGCAGAGAGUUCUUGCGCGGCUUGGACAUGAGGUUUCGACCUCGUCGCAGGAGUUGCAGGCCCUGUGUGGCAUUGCCGAAGCUUCCUUGGAUGAUGUGACCCGUUUCAUGAAACAGGAAGCGGGCAUGCUUUGUGCAGAGGUUCAGGAUGUUUGCCUUCGAGUUGCAGCGAAGCCCACGGGAAACUUCAUUACUCGCAAGAGUACUUCUGUCUUCGCCAGCUCCCAGCUGCUGUCCACAGCUCCUCGGAAGGCCACCGGAUCGGAAAGCAGUCCUCUCCUGGGCCGUGUGAUUGAGAUAGACACCGCGCAAAUCCACCGCCGCCUACAAGAGGACGACAUCGUUUGCGUCCUCCCUGUCGGCGCAGGGUCACUGCUAGGAACCGGUAGCCAGCUCCGCUACGUCCCGUCAGAGGAACUCGCAGCUCAGGUGGCCAAAGAGCUUAAAGCCACCAAGCUGAUCUUCUUCACCCGGGGCCAGAGGCUUAUGGACACUGCCCGAGGGAAUGUGAUUCCCACAAUGCAGCUGGGGGAAGCGGACAGGCUGCUGGAGUAUGCGAAAACCAGCAGCAGUUUUAUGGAAAAGGAAGAAUCGCGAGAGGUCAUCUUCUACUUGGAGCUGCUCCUGCAAGCACUUCGCAGCGGCACACGCCGGGCUCAUCUGAUCGACCCACGACGUGGCGCUCUGCUUCAGGAGCUGUACACCACGGAUGGAAGUGGGACAAUGAUCUCGCUGGAUCUCUACGACGGUAUCAGGCUGGCGAGAUCGGGUGAUGUCUCCGGUAUUCUCGAACUCAUUGAGCCCCUGGUGAGGAGGGGGCUACUCAGACGGCGCAAUACCUACGAGGUGGAGCGUGCAUGCAACAAUCAAGAGAUGUUCGUGUGGAAGCGCGAUGACAAGUUUGUUGGCUGCGCCAGCCUUCAGCAAUUUGGUGAUGCACCGGGCAAAGCAGAGCUGGGCUGCUUCGUCAUUUCACCACUCUGCCGAGGAAAAGGCCACGGCGCUGUGCUCCUCUCAUACGUUGAACAGGUCGCUAGGCUGCUCGGCGUGCAGCAGCUGUUCCUCCUGACCACGCAAACAAUGCAGUGGUUUGUGGAGCGCGGCUUUCAGAAUGCUCCAGUGGAAGAGCUUCCACCAGGCAAGCGCGAGGGCUACGAUCUCGGAAGGUCUUCAAAGGUGUUUAUCAAGAACAUUUCAGACUUGCCAAGUGAGCUGCAGCAACGUUUCACCUUCGUAGAAGUAGAUACUUUAGAUUGA